UUGAAAGCAGCAAUACUAAUCCAGAAAUGGUACAGGCGAUAUUUGGCUCGUCUGGAAGCACGGCGAAAAGCCACUUGGAAUAUCUUCACGGCGUUAGAAUAUGCUGGUGAACAAGAUCAAUUAAAGGAACUACGCGUAAUUUUAGCUGAACGUGAACGGGAGUUUGAGAGAGAAUUAUUGGAGUCUACAAAUCCUGACCUGUUGACAGUUGAGAAGUCUUAUAAGGGUCCUGUGAUAACCCUUCCGUUAAGAAGGUCGCAAGUGGAUGCCAUGAUUGAGGCGUUCAAACAAAAUAAGAUAAUACAUGUGAAGUAUUUGCUGAUGAUUUUGCACGAAGCUCGAAAAAUCUUUAAAACACUGCCUUCGGUUGUACACACAUCCACCAAACUGUCUAAGCAAAUAACUGUUUGCGGAGAUCUACAUGGCAAAUUUGACGAUUUGUCAAUCAUCAUAUACAAAAAUGGGUAUCCUUCUGUUGAUAAUCCUUACAUCUUCAACGGUGAUUUUGUCGAUCGUGGACCACGAAGUAUUGAGGUGUUUGCAUUACUUUGCGCUUUCGUUGUACUUGAUCCAUCGGCUGUAAUACUAAACAGAGGGAACCAUGAAGACCAUAUCAUGAAUUUAAGAUAUGGCUUUAUUGCCGAGAUUAUCGAGAAAUACAAGAAUCACUCAUCGUUGAUAGCACGCCUUUUGGCAGACAUUUUUUCUUGGCUUCCAAUCGCAACCGUUAUCGAUAAUGAAAUUUUUGUGGCUCACGGUGGUAUUUCGGAUGAAACCGAUGUUGCCAAAAUUAGCAAUAUUCAGAGGAAUCGGUACGUGUCGUUACUAAGACCACCACCAGUUGACCGCCGUGACUAUGGGAUGAAAAAAGGAAGUCUAGACGAAUGGCAGAGCUUAUCAGAUAUUUUGUGGAGUGAUCCAAAACAGCAGAAAGGAUGCUGGCCAAAUGCGUUUCGUGGUGGCGGUUCGUAUUUCGGGCCUGACGUAACAGAAGUAUUUUUAAAGCGUCAUAAUUUUCGAAUGGUGGUACGGUCUCAUGAAUGCAAAUAUGAAGGAUAUGAGUAUACACAUAACAAUCGAGUGCUUACUAUUUUUUCCGCUUCAAACUACUACGAGGAGGGGAGUAAUCGUGGAGCAUAUGUGAAAUUUGUUUCUGGGCACCUAGAACCUCAUAUUGUGCAGUAUCGUGCAACCAAAUUACAAAGACGGGCAACACUUCGAGAGAGAGUAAGUAUUGUUGAAAAAUCGGCCAUAAGAGAUCUCCGAGAAAAGCUGGCACUGUACAACACUGAAUUGCAAAAUGAGUAUUCUAAAAUGGAUCCGAUGCGCACAGGAAAAAUUUCAAUUCAUAAGUGGUGUGAAUGUGUAAAACGAGUUAUGGGUCUUAACCUACCUUGGAGAGCUUUAGCAAAUCGUCUUGUAACGCUUGCCGAUGAUGGCACCAACGUUUUGUACUCUGUACAUCCGAAUGUCACUACUUUUGAUAAGAACUUCAAAAAGGCUGAAAAGAGUGGUGGUGACGUCGUUGAAACACUAUACAGACAUAAAAGUACACUAGAAACGUUGUUCCGCUUCAUGGACAAGGACAACUCCGGCUUGGUGUCAAUGAACGAAUUUAUAAACGCUUGUAGCGUCCUAAGCCAAUAUAUCAGCACGCCAUUGUCAACUCCCUUUAUAACUGAUAUUGCUAAAAGUAUUGACUUCAACAAGGACGGAUUUAUUGAUCUCAAUGAACUUCUAGAAGCAUUUCGACUCGCUGAUCAGUCCAGAUAG
Messenger RNA from Enterobius vermicularis (human pinworm), 1773 nucleotides. Lineage: Eukaryota; Metazoa; Nematoda; Chromadorea; Rhabditida; Oxyuridae. The record is from the annotation of a GenBank genome assembly.